AUGCAUUGGCCAGACUUACAGAGGCUGUUGCAGAAUGAUGAAGGUGCAAGCAGAUCUGAGCGAGCACAAGCUGUAAUCGACAAUCCCCAUCUGACUGAUUGGUUUUUUAUGCAGCGGCUGCAGGAGUUUGUCAGACAUUGGCUUAAUGGCGUCUUGGAUGCUGAGUGGCACUGGUAUCGAUUUGAGUACCAAGCUAGGGGAAGUAUUCAUUGCCAUGGAUGUGCAAAGUUAAAAAAUGACCCUGAUAUUAGAGAAUUACGUAAUAAAGCAUGUGUUGCAUUCCUAGAGAGUGAGACAACAAGGUACGAAAUGUCACCUGAUGAUUUUGAAUUCCUUUGCGGGAAUGUGAUAAGACAGGGAGAAGAUGCUGAGAAGUUGUUAAUACAGUAA
This is a messenger RNA of Paramuricea clavata, 390 nucleotides long. The record is from the annotation of a GenBank genome assembly. NCBI's taxonomy places the organism in Eukaryota, Metazoa, Cnidaria, Anthozoa, Malacalcyonacea, Plexauridae.